This is a messenger RNA of Metarhizium robertsii ARSEF 23, 618 nucleotides long. RefSeq lists its product as uncharacterized. Bases 1 to 618 code for a protein of 205 amino acids. The record is from RefSeq and is a predicted model, not a curated record. The transcript has a single exon. Lineage: Eukaryota; Fungi; Ascomycota; Sordariomycetes; Hypocreales; Clavicipitaceae.
AUGCAGCACGCUAUAAUUAUAUGGCUAGCUGCCUUUACGAGCGCUACCGUGUUGGCAGUCCCACUAGAUACUGUCCAAGACGCUCAGAAUGAAUGCUGCACAGGAUUUUCUUUGGGAGAGGACCCUGUGUGCCCGGAAGAUGAAGACUUCCCGAAGGAUGGGAUUUGUUGGGGUAAUCAACAUCCUAGACGCGUUCCACGACCUGCCGGACGUGACCCCGCCGUCUUGGGCCAAAAAUGGGUGCAAAUGGUGAAUGCCUUUGCUGAUAAGCGAGAAAUUACACCCGAAGCAAAGCAAGGACUUUUAGAUAUUAUUCCUAGCUGCCACUUGGACAACGGUUCCUUCCACCCUGCCUUCGGCGGGGGUAAUGCUAAUGCUGGAGUGCGAUGUACGGUUGAUUCAGAAGAGCAGAGGCCAACACCUAGCGGCGACGACCAUCGAUCUGACACCACCGUCUUGGGCCAAAAUUGGCUGCAAAUAUUUCACAAGGUCGAAGCUGGAUCAAAGCAGAAAUGGGUGGAUUCAAUUUCCAGGUGUCAAAUAAACCUCUAUGCAUUCAUCCCGAAUAGGAUUCUGGAGCUUGAUGAUAUUAAGGAGGUAUGGUGUCAAUACGCUUAA